Messenger RNA from Drosophila eugracilis, 2266 nucleotides. Its product is annotated as transketolase-like protein 2. Bases 219 to 2099 code for a protein of 626 amino acids. The transcript has 3 exons. NCBI's taxonomy places the organism in Eukaryota, Metazoa, Arthropoda, Insecta, Diptera, Drosophilidae. The record is from RefSeq and is a predicted model, not a curated record. Gene Ontology annotation, molecular function: transketolase activity; thiamine pyrophosphate binding.
GAGAGCAGUUCGUUCACAGAAGCCGGCUGCAGCGGUCCGUUGAAAACUCCGAUUCCAGCAACACCACCACGUCUAUACUAUUGUCUGUCUUUUGCAAACAUAGAGGCGUCACCCUUUGGCUAACGAAUCCGAAACUCUUGAGUGCCGUUGUACAAAAUCUUGAUAUUAAAAACCGCAUUUGUACGGAUCAAAUUCAAAUUAACCGACCGAUUCGCAAGAUGUCGUACCACAAGCCCGAAGCCAAGACCGUCCAGGAUCUGAAAGAUCUGGCCCAGAAGCUGCGAAUUCACUCCAUCAACGCCACCCAGGCCUCCAAAUCGGGCCAUCCCACAUCAUGUGCCUCGAUCGCCGAGAUCAUGUCCGUGCUGUUCUUCCAGCAGUUGCGUCUGAACUUAAAGCACCCUCGCGAUCCCUCCAGCGAUCGUUUCAUCCUGUCCAAGGGGCAUGCGGCUCCCAUCCUGUACGCCGCCUGGGCUGAGGCUGGUCUCUUCCCCAUUGAGGAUCUGAACAAUCUGCGUAAGAUCGACAGCGAUCUGGAGGGUCACCCAACCCCCCGUCUGAACUUCAUCGAUGUGGGCACUGGUUCCCUGGGACAGGGUGUCGCCGUCGGCGCUGGUAUGGCCUACGUGGGCAAGAACUUCGACAAGGCCGACUACCGUACCUAUGUGGUUGUGGGCGAUGGUGAGUCCGCUGAGGGUUCCAUCUGGGAGUCGCUGCACUUUGCCGGCCACUACAAACUGGAUAACCUGUGCGUGAUCUUCGAUGUGAACCGUCUGGGUCAGUCGGAGGCCACUUCCCUGCAGCACAAACUGGAUGUGUACCGCGAUCGUCUGGAGGCUUUCGGCUUCAAUGCUGUCGUUGUCGAUGGUCACGAUAUUGAGGAGCUGAGCAAGGCCUUCCAUUGCGCUGCUAUCACCAAGAGCAAGCCCACCGCCAUCAUUGCCAAGACCUUUAAGGGUAAGGACUUCCCCAAUAUCGAGGAUUUGGACAACUGGCAUGGCAAGCCCCUGGGCGAUAAGGCCGCUGAGGUGGUCAAGCAUCUGCAGGGUCUGAUUGUCAACAAGAAUGUCAAGUUGGCCCCCAAGCCAGUGCCCAAGACUGGAGCUGCUCCCGAGGUCGAUAUCAGCAAUGUCAAGCUGAGCUCGCCACCUUCUUACAAAUUGGGUGAUUCGAUUGCCACCCGUUUGGCUUAUGGCACAGCUCUGGCCAAGAUCGGCCAGAACAACCAGCGUGUGGUUGCCCUGGAUGGCGACACCAAGAACUCGACGUUCUCGGACAAGCUGAAGAACCUCGACCCGGAGCGUUACAUCGAGUGCUUCAUUGCUGAGCAGAAUCUUGUGGGUGUGGCCGUAGGAGCCGCCUGCCGUCGCCGCACUGUCGCCUUUGUGUCCACCUUUGCCACUUUCUUCACCCGUGCCUUCGAUCAAAUCCGUAUGGGCGCCAUCUCGCAGACUAACGUCAACUUUGUUGGCUCUCACUGCGGUUGCAGCAUCGGUGAGGAUGGUCCCUCCCAGAUGGGUCUGGAGGACAUUGCCAUGUUCCGCACAAUUCCGGGCAGCACCAUCUUCUAUCCUUCGGAUGCGGUGAGCACGGAGCGUGCCGUUGAGCUGGCUGCCAACACCAAGGGCGUCUGCUUCAUCCGGACGUCGCGUCCCAACACCUGCGUGAUUUACGACAAUGAGGAGCCCUUCACCAUCGGACGCGGCAAGGUCGUGCGCCAGAAGAGUUCUGACGAGGUUCUCCUGAUCGGAGCUGGAAUCACCUUGUAUGAGUGCCUGGCCGCCGCUGAUCAGUUGGAGAAGAACUGCAUCACUGCCCGUGUGAUCGACCCCUUCACCGUGAAGCCCUUGGAUGCCGAGCUGAUCAUUGAGCACGGCAAGCAGUGCGGAGGACGUGUGGUCGUUGUUGAGGAUCACUACCAGCAAGGUGGUCUGGGUGAGGCUGUACUGAGUGCCCUGGCUGGAGAGCGCAACUUUGUGGUUAAGCACCUAUUCGUGCCCACUGUGCCGCGUUCUGGACCUCCAUCCGUUCUUAUCGACAUGUUCGGAAUCUCCGCCCGCCAUGUCGUGAACGCCGUUAACGAAAUCCUUAAGGAUUAGGGAUCGAAACUCUUAAAGUCAUCAUCUGGCUACAUUCAUUUACCGCCUACAGGAAUAACCCCAGUUACAACUUAACUUUACCCCUACCAUUCCCCUCUUAGAUUGUUGAUACUCUUAUCGAUUUCAACUUUUACAAUCAGGAAAAUAAAUUAUCUUUGAAAAAAGUA